Messenger RNA from Zygotorulaspora mrakii, 1287 nucleotides. RefSeq names its product Rab family GTPase YPT11 (gene YPT11). Gene Ontology annotation, molecular function: GTP binding; GTPase activity. The transcript has a single exon. NCBI's taxonomy places the organism in Eukaryota, Fungi, Ascomycota, Saccharomycetes, Saccharomycetales, Saccharomycetaceae. The record is from RefSeq and is a predicted model, not a curated record. The coding region runs from base 1 to 1287 and encodes 428 amino acids.
AUGUCUCGCAAAAAGCGAUACUCUGUCUAUAUACCCACAACACCACUAUCACCGAUUCUACCGAUUUAUCCAUCUCCCAUUGAUACAAAACAUGCACUGCAGUCAUCAAGAACGUCAAGAGCAUCGAGUCCUUUCAUUACACAUAACGACCAUCAGGUACCAAAUCGGCUAAGCUCACGAGAUUCCUCCUCCUCAUUCUAUAGAGUUGCAUCUUCUGGUGUAGAUCAGAUUUCUAUAGAUUCUCUUCCUGCCAAUACACCAAAUAUAAAACUUUUACUGAUCGGCGAUGCAGGUGUCGGCAAAACUGCUGUAAUACUGGGAUAUUGCAACGAGUUGCCAUCAAAGGGUCAACUAAAGAUUAUGAAUGAUGCUGGUACACCUAUUCGCGAUAAAAGGAAAAAUACAGAAAAUCUAAAUAGUAGCAAGUCUUCUAAAAGGAAAAAUAACAGAACUAUUCAAAUGAAAAAAAGGUAUAGUCUGAACGACUAUGAAGAACUUUUCAAUAAGAAACAUAAUUCAAACUCUUUAACAAAUUUCACCAAUUUAAGCAAUGAUGAAAUUUCUGAAGAUGGUAAUGAGGAAAAUUUGGAUGAAUUAGUGGUAGAGACAAGGUCAACUAUAGGUGUUGAUAUCAAGACAAGUAUAGUAAAUAUUGAUAAUAGAUUUUUCAAAUGUAUUUUGUGGGAUACAGCAGGACAGGAACGUUAUAGAAAUGCAAUGAUACCAAUAUUAUACAAAGACGCCAACGGGAUCAUUCUAACGUAUGAUAUAUGUAACAUGCAAAGUUUCGAGAACUGUUGCAAUCACUGGUUAAAAGAGGCAUUAGAAAAUUUUGAUCAGAGUGAUUUACAAAACAUACGUUUUUACUUGAUAGGAAACAAAAUUGAUCUCUAUACUGAGAGGAAAGUAACACAUGAAAAUGUUAUUGAGGCUAUUGAGAAAAUUGAAACAAAUUUUAAGGUCACAAUUUCUGGAAAUUUUGAAAUUACGUGCAAAUGGCCACAUGUUGUCGAAAGGACAGUAAACAUGAUAAUACAAGAUUUGGUGGAAAAUGCGUGCUACGAAGUCAUGGAUUAUAGUGCUGAACAAACUCCAUCAUUGGAUGGUUCUGCAGAAUCAAAUAAUUCAAAGAACAGCGAUAAUGAAAGUGAUGAAAAUACCCUAAGAUAUCGUCAUUUCAACAACAAUAAAACAGAUAGAAAUAAAAAAAAUAGUAAUACAGUAGAUAUCUCCAAACCAAAUAAUUAUUUUGAAGUUUCAUCCUCGGAUGGAUCAUGCUGUGUGUAA